Eruca vesicaria subsp. sativa (arugula) is the source of this 780-nucleotide messenger RNA. The record is from the annotation of a GenBank genome assembly. Lineage: Eukaryota; Viridiplantae; Streptophyta; Magnoliopsida; Brassicales; Brassicaceae.
AUGGAAACGAGGGAGAGAGAUCUGGAGCGGCUGAUCCCGAUGCAUAAAUCAGGAGAGGUCGUUCUCUCUGUGCCGCCGUCUCCACUCGCCUCACCGAUUCACGUCGCCGGAAGAGAGGCGGUUUACAAAGUCAUUCGAAGCUGGGCCUCCAAGAAGUUCAUGACCGGAUGUGUCAUUCUUCUUCCUAUCGCUGUCACAUUCUACUUCACAUGGUGGUUUAUUCAUUUCGUUGACGGUUUCUUCUCACCAAUCUAUACCCAUCUCGGAAUCAAUAUGUUCGGUCUUGGGUUUGUGACAUCCAUAACAUUCAUCUUUGUGGUUGGUGUCUUCAUGUCCUCAUGGCUAGGAGCUUCAUUUCUCAGCAUUGGAGAAUGGUUUAUCAAGAAAAUGCCUCUCAUCAGCUACAUCUACUCAGCUUCUAAACAAAUCAGCGGAGCUAUCUCACCAGAUCACAGCUCAGGUGCAUUCAAGGAGGUAGCCAUUAUCAGGCAUCCUCAUAGGGGAGAAUAUGCUUUUGGAUUCAUUACAUCGACUGUGAUUCUCCGAGGCCGUGCUGGCGGAGAAGAGCUCUGUUGUGUCUAUGUCCCCACCAAUCAUCUUUACCUUGGAGACAUUUUCCUCAUUAGCUCAAAGGACAUCAUAAGGCCUAAUCUCUCAGUCCGUGAAGGCAUAGAAAUAGUCAUCUCUGGUGGCAUGUCAAUCCCAGAGAUACUAACAACGCUGGACGCAGAGACUAUUCACAGGACAGUAGCAGGAAGCUUUGCUAUUCCACCAGUGUAA